This is a messenger RNA of Diospyros lotus (date-plum), 2347 nucleotides long. Its product is annotated as transcription factor BIM1. The coding region runs from base 107 to 1855 and encodes 582 amino acids. Lineage: Eukaryota; Viridiplantae; Streptophyta; Magnoliopsida; Ericales; Ebenaceae. The record is from RefSeq and is a predicted model, not a curated record. Gene Ontology annotation, biological process: DNA-templated transcription. The transcript is spliced from 11 exons. Gene Ontology annotation, molecular function: protein dimerization activity; DNA-binding transcription factor activity.
UCUGAAUUGGGAAAAGAUUCGGAACUUUGAGCGGCUGAUUCCGCGCGCCGGAGCAUCCUAUUUCAGCAGAAUCCGAACGGAUUUCCUGGAAAAUCGCCACCUAUUGAUGGAGCUUCCUCAGCCCCGUCCCUUCGGAGCCCAAGGAAGAAAAUCAACGCACGAUUUUCUUUCACUCUAUUCACCAGUCCAAGAUCCAAGACCACCACCUCAAGAUGCUUACCUCAAAACUCACGACUUCCUGCAACCUCUGGAGCGGCUAGGGAAGAACAGCCCAAAGGAAGAAAGUGCGGUCGAGGUUCCAACAAUGGAGAAGCCGCCGCCUCCCGCGCCGGCGGUGGUUCCUCCUCCCGCUUCAAGCGAGCUCCUCCUCCCAGGAGGCUACGGCACUUACAGCAUAAGCCACGUUCCUUAUCCUGCCCAGAGGGUUCCGAAGCCCGAAGGGGGCUUGUUUCCGGUGGCUCAGGGAAGUGGGACAGAUCGGAAUGAGGAGAAUUCAAACUGCAGCGCUUACACUGGCAGCGGGUUCACUCUGUGGGAUGAAUCCGUCGCCAAGAAGGGAAAGACAGGGAAGGAGAAUGCCGCCGGCGACAGACAUACCACGAGAGAGGCAGGGCUGAGGAUCGGUGGAGGCGGCCAGCGGGUGACGUCGGAGCGGCCGUCACAGUCGUCGUCCGGCACCGUGAACAACCAACUCAACGCCAACGCCAACGCCGCUUUCAGUUCACUCUCCUCCUCCCAGUCAGCCACUUUCCCGUCCUCCUCUUCUAUGCAAUUUUCAUCUCAGAAGAAUCAGACUUUCAUGGAUAUGCUGAAAUCCGCUAAGACGUCGCAAGAUGAGUACGAUGACGAUGAUGAAGAGUUUGUUCUUAAGAAAGAGCCGUCCCCCCAAGGGAAAAGUGAUUUGACUGUAAAAGUGGAUGGUGGGAGCGUGAAGAGCUCUGAUCAGAGGCCUAACACCCCACGAUCGAAACAUUCUGCGACUGAGCAACGUAGGAGAAGUAAAAUCAAUGACAGAUUUCAGAUGCUGAGAGAGCUCAUACCUCAUGGUGACCAAAAAAGAGAUAAAGCAUCAUUCUUAUUAGAGGUUAUUGAGUACAUUCAAUACUUGCAAGAGAAAGUGAACAAAUAUGAGGGGUCAUAUCAGGGGUGGAACCAAGAACCAUCGAAGUUGAUGCCCUGGAGAAACAGUCACAGACCUGCAGAAGGUUUUGUUGAUCAAUCUGAAGCCACAAACAGUGGCUCCGUUUCCGGGUUAAUGUUCCCUGCAAAAUUUGAUGAGAAUAACCUUGAUGUCUCCAAUACCAAUCUCAGGAAUGGACACAACGCCGUGGAAUCUGACAUGAACACUCUUUCUAACUUGAAAGCAUUUGAUCAUCAUGCGAGAUUAACAAAUAAAGCAGUAGCCCCUCCUGCCCCCCUGCAGCCAAAUAUUUUCAAUCCUAGUGGAAGUGGCAAUACAAUAGUUUCAAUUCCAGCUAGAGAGGCAUCUAAUUCUCAGCCUCAAUCCCAAUUCUGGCAUACCAGAUCAUGUGUAGCUGAUUCAGCUGUUGCAAGCCAUAAGCUGAAGGAACAGGAAUUGACUAUUGAAAGUGGAAGAAUUAGCAUCUCGAGUGCCUACUCACAAGGGUUACUAAAUUCUCUCACGCAAGCGCUGCAGAGUUCUGGAGUAGACUUGUCACAAGCCAGCGUCUCAGUGCAAAUUGAUCUUGGAAAACGAGCAAAUGGCAUACUCGGUUCAACAUCUGCCCUUAAGAAUAAUGACCUUCGCCCGAGCAAUCCAACAAUGGCAUGUUCUAGAGGUGCAAGCAGUGGCGAAGAAUCUGAUCAAGCGCUAAAGAGGCUCAAGACAAGCUAGUAUGACACUCGGGCAAUAUUCUUUUGGUCUUUACUUUUUCCACUCUAAUAUGAUUUAUUCAUUUUUUUUUUUUGGGAUUCCCCGUGUUCUACUUGGGAAUUUUAUUGAUGUAUUCUCCUCGUAUACAAACGACCCGUAUAAAGAGAUCAUGAAGACCCUGAGCCUUUGUACAUCUAGUGUUUUUCCCCAUUGUUAGGAUGCUGCACAGAUUUUCCUAGCAACCAAACACGUAUUACUUAUUUCUACUGUUUGUCAGCGCCAGCAUAGAGGCUUCCAUUAUGGUGUUGAGAAGCUGCUUUUUCAUUCAAGGCUUCCAUUGAUGUGAAGUUUCAAACACUUUUUUCUUUUUCUUUUUUUUUCUUUUUUUUUGGGGGGGGGGGGGGUUCUUCUUUUGGGCGCUUUCUUAGCCUAAGCCUGGUGUCAUGUAGAUGAUGAUAUUAAUGUUCUGAAAAUACUGGAACAAAUCUUUAAUACUUUGGUUUGGAUUGGAUC